This is a messenger RNA of Salvia splendens (bonfire salvia), 736 nucleotides long. Its product is annotated as FKBP-type peptidyl-prolyl cis-trans isomerase. Bases 96 to 596 code for a protein of 166 amino acids. The record is from RefSeq and is a predicted model, not a curated record. The transcript has a single exon. Lineage: Eukaryota; Viridiplantae; Streptophyta; Magnoliopsida; Lamiales; Lamiaceae.
UAAUUGGAGUAUUAAACGCUGGUCUGACCUCCGCCUCAGAAAAAGAAAAAGGGAAAAUAAAAGAAGAAAAUCCAGAAAGAAGGAAUCAAGCAACAAUGGCAACAAGUCUACCAGCUUCAAGUCUCCAGCUCCCAAAACCUGACCCCACAUUCCCAUCCCAAGCCCGGGCGCACCAGCAGGCUGUGAAAUUCCGCGCGGCCCCAGAAGAGCAGGAGGAAAGCUUCGAGGAGCGGCUGUCCCAAGUGCGGCUCCGGUACCGCAGCGGAUCGGGGAAGAAAGCGGAGGUGCGGAAGAGCCGGAAGGGGAAGAAAAGCGGGUCGGGUGCUAGCGUGUUCCUGCCGCCCGUGGCGCUGAAAGAGCCCAAAUCGGAAGGGCUGAAUGUGGAAUUCGGGUUCAGCCCGUAUUCGGAGCGGGUGAACGGGCGGAUUGCGAUUCUGGGAUUGAGCGCUCUGUUUCUGGUGGAGCUGGCCACGGGUCAGGGCGUCAUUAACUAUCACACUCCUUCCAUUGUCUUCCUUCAGAUUUACUUCGUCGCCGCGCUUUCCGCCAUUUAUCUCAAAUUUCAGAAAGAGAGCAUCAGUGUUUGGCCCAAAUGAACAAUUCUAUUCACUCUCUUUUUUCCUUGUAACUACCACUAUUUCUCAUUCUGAUUUUGUGCUGUGAAAAUUUAUGAAUGAACAGAAUUUGUGAUCAUACUCCUCUUAUAAAUUUGCACAAUUUGAACUCUUCAUCUUAA